AUGCAUAAACAAAACAUUGUACAUCUUCCGAAAAGGAGCCUGUACGAGCUACCGCUUAACCAAUACCAGACUGUACUUUCAUUAAGAAUUCUACAAGGACGUUUUGGACAGGUGCCAUUGGUGGAGCUACAAAAUUUCGUAGUGUUUCUACCAGGGAGAGCGACAGAACAAUUGCGUAUACAGGGAGCGAGGCCAGCUCUUUCGGAGACAAUCAAUUUCACCAUUUUAAGCUUAAGGAUCUACACGAAUAAAUAUGAUAAGCCUUAGAGAAUUAUCACUUAAAAAAGUUGCAGAAUCUGUAAAUUCAAUUGUUACUUUUACUAAUGUGUCACUAUUACGAUAGACACUUACUGUGGAAGUCAUCAAAUAUUAUGCAAAUUUUAAAUGGUCAAACAUAUUGCUUGAGGCACACGAUAAUCCUUUAUCAGAUAUUAUAAUUAUACAAUCAGUGGAGCAUACAAGGGAAAUACCUAGUGAAAUUCAUAGGAAGGCACUUUUAUAUCAAGCAAAUUUUGAAGACAUAUAUAUUUUUCCAAAGUAUUGUGUUUGGGUUGACAUUUGUUACAUUCCAGAAUAUAAUUUAAGAUUGUCUCGUGGUUGCUGUAAUGCAUUUAUGGUAGUAUUAGGUUUCAGGAAUCAAAAAAGAGCCAUUGUUCUUCGUGACCAUUAUCAUAUGGCAUUACAGGUUCUAUAAAUUCAUAGCUUAUACAGAUCUAAAUAUAUGUACUGCCAAAAUAACUUUUUGGAACUAUUGUUUGGUUUGAAAGACGAUUAUACUUGUGUAAAUGACCUACAUAACAUCGAUCAUGAUAAUAAUCUCCCAUAUUUUACGAGAUUCGUAGAUUCUGGUAACGAUGAUUCCGACAUUGACUUUUAAGAAUGUAUGUAAAUGUGCUUGCAUAUACU
Molecule: messenger RNA, 906 nt
Organism: Acanthoscelides obtectus
Lineage: Eukaryota; Metazoa; Arthropoda; Insecta; Coleoptera; Chrysomelidae
Source: the annotation of a GenBank genome assembly